CCAUAAGAGAAGCACAAAACCAAGAUGGCGGUUCAGGAGACAGCAUCCCAACUGUCCAUGGCUCUCAAAGUCCAAGAGUACCCCACCCUGAAGGUCCCGUACGAGACUCUGAACAAACGCUUCAGAGCAGCUCAGAAGAACAUCGAUCGGGAGACCAGUCACGUGACCAUGGUGGUGGCGGAGCUGGAGAAAACCCUGAGCAGCUUCCCAGUGGUUGACUCUGUGGUGUCACUGCUGGAUGGGGUGGUGGAGAAACUCAGCGCCCUCAAAAGGAAGGCUGCAGAGUCCAUCCAGGCAGAAGACGAGAGUGCCAAGCUGUGUAAGCGUCGCAUCGAGCACUUGAAGGAGCACAGCAGCGACCAGCCGGCCUCAGUGAACCUGUGGAAGAAGAAACGCAUGGAUCGCAUGAUGGUGGAGCAUCUGCUGCGCUGCGGCUACUACAACACAGCUGUGAAACUGGCCAGACAGAGCGGUAUAGAGGAUCUGGUGAACAUUGAAAUGUUCCUCACAGCUAAGGAGGUGGAGGAGUCUCUGGAGAGGCAGGAGACUGCCACCUGUUUAGCCUGGUGCCACGACAACAAGUCUCGCCUCCGUAAAAUGAAGAGUUGUCUUGAGUUUAGUCUGAGAAUCCAGGAGUUCAUCGAGCUCAUCAGACAAAACAAACGCAUGGAUGCAGUCAGACAUGCCAGGAAACACUUCAGCCAAGCAGAGGGUGGACAGUUGGAUGAGGUUCGGCAGGUGAUGGGGAUGUUGGCCUUCCCAUCAGAUACACACAUCUCUCCAUACAAGGAUCUUUUGGAUCCAGCCCGCUGGAAGAUGCUGAUUCAGCAGUUUCGAUAUGACAACUACAGACUGCACCAGCUUGGAAACAACUCUGUGUUCACUAUAACCCUACAGGCUGGGCUGUCUGCCAUCAAGACACCUCAGUGCUACAAGGAGGACGGUACCUCAAAGAACCCAGACUGCCCGGUUUGCAGUAAAUCUCUAAACAAGUUGGCCCAGCCGCUGCCCAUGGCCCAUUGUGCCAACUCCAGACUAGUUUGCAAGAUCUCUGGAGAGGUCAUGAAUGAAAACAACCCUCCGAUGAUGCUUCCUAAUGGAUACGUGUACGGCUACAAUUCCCUUCUGUCCAUCCGCCAAGAUGACAAAGUGGUGUGUCCCAGAACCAAAGAAGUCUUCAACUUCUCUCAGGCUGAGAAGGUCUACAUCAUGUGAUCACUCAGAUGAGCCGCGUCUGAACGUCGACCUGAUGGAAAACGAUCAACCAUCACCUGUGACCUGCCACCCGUGGAGCUGUGAUCUAGUGCCCUACCACCCUCCCCCCACACAGACCCACGCUCAAUACCCUACAAACCCCCUCCCCACCCAAUAUUCCAUGAUUGAUUCCUUUCCACCCACUCCCUCCCCCCCCACCCACACACUCUAUCACACAGAAACUGGGCUCGACUCCUUUCAGACUGUUUUAGCAGUGGCUACAAGUUGUUCGAUCUGAUUCAUUCAAGCACAUGGACUAUUAACAUCCUCAUUAUCUUACAAGCCUUCGCUCUCAAGAUUAAACACGAGAGGGAAAGGACUGAGGGGUCGGAAAAAACGACUAGAUAGAUGUUUGAUUUUACUACAACAAAUAAAAUCUUGUUGAGGUUA
Molecule: messenger RNA, 1644 nt
Organism: Limanda limanda (common dab)
Lineage: Eukaryota; Metazoa; Chordata; Actinopteri; Pleuronectiformes; Pleuronectidae
Gene: maea
Product: macrophage erythroblast attacher, E3 ubiquitin ligase
Exons: 9
Coding region: 25-1215 (396 amino acids)
Biological process (GO): proteasome-mediated ubiquitin-dependent protein catabolic process
Cellular component (GO): cytoplasm; nucleus; GID complex
Molecular function (GO): ubiquitin protein ligase activity; protein binding
Source: RefSeq, a predicted model, not a curated record